Seminavis robusta is the source of this 1202-nucleotide messenger RNA. Lineage: Eukaryota; Bacillariophyta; Bacillariophyceae; Naviculales; Naviculaceae. The record is from the annotation of a GenBank genome assembly.
UUGUUUCUUUGACAAAGAUUUGCCGAACACCUCGACAGCACCGCAACAACUCUCUACAGUACAUGUACUAGUAAUCCUUUGUGGAGUAGUGUUGCGCACCGCUUCUGUGUGUUGUUGUUGCUGAUAAGAGCUGUCACCUAUUGUGGUCAGGUUGUUAUAAUAGUAUCAACAGAGGUCCCCAUUCCCCAAGAUCAGGCUAGGCAUCCUUUGGCUAUUAGUGUCUACCGCGACAAUCCGUUGACCCGAAGAAUAAAGGACUCAAUCCCUGUUCUUUCUACGGUAUCCACGAAGCAAGCAACCAAACAAAUCAAUCAACCAUGAUAAUUAACGCACCCACCAUCGCGCUGACACUCGUCGUGAUUUCCUUUUUCCUGUACGGAGGCCUCGUCUUUAUCCGAAAGUUUGCGCUGCAGAUUGCCCAGCAAAAUCACGACGCUAUAUUGGCGAUGGAUCAAGCGGAUGAAGAAAAACGACAAAAGAGAGAACGGGCCGCCGAUGCUGCAGCGGCAUCCGCCUAUGCCAAUGUGGAACCAUUGAUUACACAAUCCAAGUCCACGGAUACAGCCAAUUCCACUGCCACGCCGCAAGUUUGAGGAACGAAGGAAUGAUGAAUUGAAGAAUACAGAAUGUCAAAAUGGAUUUUAAUAGGCUCGGGACUAUGUUACCUGCCAAGAGAAGCCUGCAACGAGAGAGUUUCCCAGAAAGUCAAAACAAUAUACAUUGAUUCGAAUGCGUACCAGGGGGCACAUUUAGUUCAUUGGAAAGCAUCUUUGUCCGCAAAAUUUUCAAGGAUGCUCCAUAGAAAAGAGUUAAGAAUCGAAUCAUGCUCAUGCCACAACAACUCUAUACUAGGAAAACGAUUUCGCUGUUAAAAAAGGAGAUCUGGCAACUCUGUCUGGGUCUGCUUACCGUGAGUCUUGGAACGAGUAUUUAUUUAUUAUUUGUGAUCAGACUCAGUCUGUGGUCAGCAUUGGAAAUCUCGUGUUUUGACUGGACUGGAGUAGACUAGAGGAUGUGUGGAUUGCACGGACAGAUACAUUGCUAUUUGUUAGUAUUAGUUCAUUUUGUCUGCAGUGCCAAACUCUCAAGGCAACUAGAAAUUUCUGGCUAGUAGGAGUGCCCAUAUGCUUGAUGAUGAAACUUUAUAGCUAGGUAGACCUGUCCAUAGUGUACCUGAUCAAAAGGCAGAGUAUUACUUUAGU